Messenger RNA from Paralichthys olivaceus (Japanese flounder), 9614 nucleotides. It is a transcript of the gene ranbp2, whose product is annotated as RAN binding protein 2. The record is from RefSeq and is a predicted model, not a curated record. Lineage: Eukaryota; Metazoa; Chordata; Actinopteri; Pleuronectiformes; Paralichthyidae. Gene Ontology annotation, cellular component: nuclear pore; cytoplasm. Gene Ontology annotation, biological process: protein peptidyl-prolyl isomerization; NLS-bearing protein import into nucleus. Gene Ontology annotation, molecular function: protein binding; GTPase activator activity; peptidyl-prolyl cis-trans isomerase activity.
UUACCCCUCCGUCGUUGACGGUGGGGCGCCUGCGCAGUGUCGUCACGGGUAGUUGACGUGAAGAAGUGUCAGAGGACCCGCAGCACAUUUUUAAACACUUGAUGACUCUCUGGUGUUACAUGAACAUUAGUGCGCGGCUGUAGCGGCGGCCGUGUUGAGAAGCCAUGCGGCGGAGUAAGGCUGAAGUGGACCGUUACGUCUCCUCCGUACAGAGUUCCUCUCCCUCGCUCAAAGAGAAGCCAGUCAAGGGGUUUUUAUUUGCUAAAUUGUAUUUUGAAGCAAAGGAAUACGAGCUUGCUAAAAGACAUGUGUCAGAAUAUCUCAAAGUCCAGCAGAGGGAUCCUAAAGCACACAAAUUCCUCGGACAGCUCUACGAGAGAGAGGGAGACAUCUGCAAGGCAGUAGGAUGUUACAAGCGAUCAGUGGACUUGAACCCAGCCCAGAGGGACCUGGUGUUGAAGGUGGCUGAGUUACUGGUCAGUCAGGAGGAAUGUGAUAGCAGAGCAGAAUUCUGGGUGGAGAAAGCUGCAAAGCUGCUGCCAGGAAACCCUGCUGUCUUCAACCUGAAGGAGCGCCUGUUGAGUCGUCAGGGUCAGCAGGGUUGGAACCGGUUGUUUGACCUCCUCCAGGCUGAGCUGGCAGCAAGGCCUGGUGAUGCACAUGUGAACGUAAAGCUGGUUCAGCUCUUCUGUCAGGAUGGUCGACUGGAUGAAGCUGUCAAGCAUUGCCUCGCUGCUGAGAAAAAGGGCAUGCUAAGCCACAGUCUGGACUGGUACACAGUGGUGGUGCGCACACUGCAGGAAUAUUUGGCUCAGGCCAGUGUUUCUAGUAAUGAAAAGAUGUGUCGGCGUCUCCAGAGGGACCUUCUAUUGGCCCACUGCAACCUGCUGAGAAUCACACUGUCUGAGAGCAGUGUGCAACCCAGCUGUGAUGCACUCAAAAGUUUUGAUCAAGCUAUGCAGACACUGAGCAGCAUUGCCAGCUGCCACACAGAUGAUCUUUGUGAGGUGUUUGUGGAGAUGAGAGGUCACCUCUACCUUCACGCAGCAACACUGCUGUUGAAGCUGGCUCAGGACCGCCAGCAGACCUGGAGGGUUGUCAUUGACAUGGCUGCACUGUGCUACCUGCUAGCAUACCAGGUCCCCAGACCAAAGCCUAAAGUGACCAAAAGAGACCAGUCAGCCCUACCACUUCUAGAGCUGCUGGCCAAUGAUCGACAGAGUCAGGCGGGACACAUGUUGCUCAAUCUGAGCACCGAUUCAUCCAUCUUAAUUAGAGAGGUGGUGGAGGCAUUUGGAAACCGCAGUGGUCAGGAUUCACUGUUUGACCUGCUAUUUGGACCCCAGGCCUCCGCCAGAUCUUCAUUUAUUGCCAAUGAUGACAUUCAUUCCAUCAACACCAUGGGUCCAGAGCUCUCUCAACUGGCUAAAUGGGACACUGGCUCCAUCCUUCUUCAUGGUGGUGACCUGCAACAUCUGAGCUGGUUGGGGCUACAGUGGACUCUUUUGGCUCAAAGACCAGCACUGAGAGAUUGGCUAGCGCAGCUCUUUCCAAGACUUACCCUGGAAACCUCCAAACUAGACACAAAUGCACCAGAGUCCAUCUGCCUGCUGGAUCUGGAGGUGUUUUUGUAUGGUGUGGUGUUCUGUAGCCACUGUCAACUCCAGGAGACAGCUAAAAUCAGCAGUGGAUUGAACCAGCAGCACCAACAGCAGCUCUAUGAGCCUCGCUGCCUUCCACUUCCUCUCUUUCGCCUCCUGACUACUGACAGACAGAGGGAGUGGUGGGACGCCAUCUACAGCCUUAUUCAUCAACGGGCAGCCCCCGGCAUGUCUGGCAAGCUACGAAUGAUUGUGCAACAUGGACUGAGCACUCUGAGAGCCGGAGAGAAACAUGGGCUUCAACCAGCACUGGCCAUCCACUGGGCACAGUGUCUCAGCCAGACGGGUGAUGGAGUGAACUCAUACUACGACCAAAAGGAGUACAUCGGUCGGAGUGUCCACUACUGGAAAGUCGUCCUCCCACUGUUUGAAAGGAUCAAAAACAGACGUGGCAUACCCGAACCCCUCGACCCCCUCUUCAUACACUUUCCCUCUAAAGAUAUUCAGAUUUCUUCUGUGAAGGGUUAUGAAGAGGAAUUCAAGAUAGCAUACGCAGCUCUUCUUGACAUUGAGGGCAGGACAGAGGAGGCCAUCGCUACUUUGGAAACCAUUAAUAACAUGUCAUCCAUCUGGCAUUUGGCUCAGAUCUACCAGCGGCUGUCAGAGGAGGCCAGUAAUGGGGUUGAGGAGACCCAAGACAGGUGCAUUACUUUCCUGAGGAAGUUCAGGACCUAUCUGUCUAAGAUCUACAAUGCCAAUGCUGAUGACAUUGAGAAGCUCCCUGUGUCCAUGGAGGAAGUUGUCGACCUCCUGAAUGAUGUGAACCAGCAGCUGGGGGAGAGUGGAGAGGCCAUAGAUGAAGAGGAGGAGAAAGAGGAGGGUGAAAGAGGACCAGCACACUCUAGUCCUGCUCAUCCCAUAGAAACCAGUGCCACAAUAUCCCACAUUAAGUUCUCCACUCCCUCUCCAAACAAAAGCAUAGUCUCUCCUUCCAAAAGACUGAUUUCUCCCAAGACACAACCUCAUUGGGUGGAAGACCAAAAAAGUCUCCUUCAGAUGCUGUGUCAGCAAGUUGAAGCCCUUAAGAAUGAAGUACAUGAUCUAAAGCACAACUCUUCAGGUAAUGCAGGCUCUCCUCAUCAUAAGAUGUAUGGGGAGAGCUAUGGGGCUGAGGGCCUACAGGAGUCUUUUACCCCAGUCCAGUCGUACCAUGGGGCCCCCCUAACAGUUGCCACCACAGCCCCCUCUGUGUACUACAACCAGUCUCCAGCUUAUAACUCUCAGUAUCUCCUGCGCACAGCAGCAAAUGUAACCCCCACCAAGGGCCCAGUGUAUGGUAUGAACCGUAUGCCACCUCAGCAGCAUAUGUAUGCAUACCAGCCGCCCACUCAUACCCCUCCAUUGCAAACAGCCCCACCCUGCAUUUACCCUCCUCAAGAACAGGUCUUUGGCACCCCUCUGCGAUUUGAAUCACCAGCCACAAGCCUUCUUUCCCCAUACAGUGAAGAAUACUAUGGCCAGAGUGUAACCCAACAAACCACUAACCCUCCUCUACCCGAACCUGGUUACUUCACCAAACCAUCUGUAGUCCCCGUUCAGCCACCAAAGAGUUUAGAGGGGAAGCCUAUGGACUUUGGGAAGCUGUCCUUCAGCCAACAGGUGCCUGCUGAAGUCCCCAAAGUGCCUAGUUUUGGAGCAGGGGCAGUUGCCCAGUCAACACCUUCACCUUCGUUCAAAUUCAACUCCAACUUUAAAUCCAAUGAUGGAGAUUUCACUUUCUCUGCUUCUCAGGCUAAGCACAGUGAAAGUCUGCUUGGUCUCCUUACAUCUGACAUUCCCUGUAAAACAGAUACUGUUCCAGAGAAGACUCCCUCUCAGGAGCAGCCUACUAGCCAAACAGGCAUUUUCACCUUUGGUUCCAAAAGUGCUACUAGCUUUUCCUUUGCUGAUACUGCAGAGAGUACCAGCACUGGAAGUCUGUUUGGAAAAGUGGACCAGCCAUUUAAAUUUGGGGAUUCUGACACUACCAAGCCAGUGUUUGGGUUGUCCAGUUAUGCACCAGAGGCAGAAAAAGCAGCAGAGAGUGACAAUGACAGCACUCAUGUUGAUGAGGAUGAGGAUGGCCCUCAUUUUGAACCCAUUGUACCUCUUCCUGAUAAAGUAGAUGUGAAAACGGGUGAGGAAGAGGAGGAGGAGAUGUUUUGCAACAGGGCAAAGCUUUACCGAUUUGACACAGAGACAAAAGAGUGGAAGGAGCGAGGUAUUGGCAAUGUUAAAAUACUAAAACACAGCACUAAGGGGAAAGUCCGCCUCUUAAUGAGAAGGGAACAGGUCCUCAAGAUUUGUGCCAAUCACUACAUCACUGCCGAUAUGCUACUGAAACCGAAUGCAGGCUCUGACAAAUCCUGGGUCUGGAAUGCCAUUGAUUAUGCAGAUGAAGAGCCUAAGCCAGAGCAGCUGGCCAUCCGCUUUAAAACAGCAGAUGAGGCAUCACUUUUCAAAUCCAAGUUUGAGGAAGCACAGAAAAUUGUACUCGAAUCACCAGAAGAGCACAGUCAAGUAGAGAGUAAAGAGGAGAGCAUCAAAGAUUCUGAAUCACUGGCAGCCCAAUUUGGACUUAAACAAGGUGAAUGGGAAUGCAGUGGGUGCUGUGUAAGAAAUAAACCCACAGAUAUGCGAUGUGUUGCAUGUCAAACCGCCAAUCCCAAUGCUUCAUCAAAACCAGACAUUCAGGCUGCUGGUGAAACCAAAGGGAGUCCAUUUACUUUCAAGUUUGGGACAGAUUCAUCAAAACCCAGUAGUUCUGGCUCUACAUUUACUGGAUUUGGUGCUUUUGGAGCUUCUGUACCCUCUUCAUUUACAUUUGGGACCAGUUCCUUAAAACCUGCUGACACAGUAUCAAGUGCAUUUGGUUCUAGCUUUGUAGCUCAGUUUGGAAUGAAACCGGGGCAGUGGAACUGUGACAAAUGUUCUGCAAGAAAUGAGGCCUCUUCAGACAGUUGUGUUUCUUGUAAUGCUCUAAAAGCCUCAGCUAAAACAACUGCUGAAGCACAGACCACACUGCCUGCAGAUGCACCUGAAGUGAAGCCCUCUACAUGUUCUGUGGACUCUGGGUUUGGUGCCCAGUUUGGAAAGAAGCCUGGGCAGUGGAAUUGUGAUAUAUGCGAAGUAAUAAAUGAAGCCUCUGCUAACAAAUGUGUUGCCUGUAAUAGCCCAAAUCCUUCUGCUAAAUCAACAGAGGGGCCUCCAGUAGCAUCAAAUCUGCCAGCAGUGCCAGGAUUUGGGUCUGGUUUUGGAAAGAAGGACGGACAGUGGGACUGUAAUGACUGCCUGGUCAGAAAUGAUGCAUCAGCUACUGAAUGUGUUUCCUGCCAUGCCCGAAAUGAAAAUCCCUCUUUAGAAACCAUGUUUGCCAGAAAAGAUGGGGACUGGGACUGUGACACUUGUCUAGUGAGAAACGAUGGCUCUGCCAAUAAGUGUGUGGCUUGUCAGACACCAAACCCCAACGCUAAAAUCACAAGCAACGCUGCUCCCACAGCCUCCAGCUUCAACUUUGCCUUUGGAACCAAGAGUUCAUCAAGUCAGCCACCUUCAACACGAUUCACAAUUCCAUUUGGAGCCAGCAGCACUUUCCAGUUUGGUCAAAACAAAGAUAAAACCCCUGCAGAUUCUUUCAAGUUUGAAACUCCUCAGUCUGGAUCUAGUAGUACAAGUGCUUCAGGCUUUUCUUUCUCAAUGCCCAUUCCAGGUGGUGGCUUCAAGUUUGGUAUUCAGGACACUGCCUCAACUGAUGAUCCAACUCCUCCAUCAGGGUCAGCCUCCAGCUUUCUUAAAAGCAUUGCUGAAAAACAUAAUGAGAAACACGAUGUGUCUUCACCUUCAGAAGAACACACGGAAGAAGACCAAAACCCAUUAUUUACUGGAAAACCCAAUACAUUCAGUUUUGCUGACCUGGCAACAUCGUCUGGAUCAGACUUCCAGUUUGGCGAGAAGGACCCAAAUUUUAAAGGUUUCUCUGGAGCCGGUGAACAGAUGUUUUCAUCGUUUCAGGCAACUCCUACUAAGACGAAUGCCGCUAAUGAACUGGAGGAUGACGACAUGUAUAAAACAGAGGAAAAUGAUGAUAUUCAAUUUGAACCAGUGGUUCAGAUGCCUGAUAAGGUGGAUCUGGUGACAGGAGAAGAGGAUGAACUGGUUCUUUAUUCUCAGCGUGUCAAACUGUUCAGAUUUGACACCAACACCAGUCAGUGGAAAGAGCGUGGUGUAGGAAUCCUCAAAUUCCUGAAAAACAACACUAAUGGCAGACUCAGGGUGCUCAUGAGAAGAGAGCAGGUUCUGAAGGUGUGUGCCAACCACUGGAUCACCACCACCAUGAAUCUUAAGCCCUUGGCAGGCUCAGAUAAAGCAUGGAUGUGGAUGGCCAAUGACUUCUCUGAUGGAGAUGCUAAACUUGAACAGUUAGCUGCCAAGUUUAAGAGCACAGAGCUUGCUGAGGAUUUUAAAGUGAAGUUUGAUGAGUGUCAGAGACUUCUUUUGGACAUCCCCUUGCAAACCCCCCACAAGCUUGUUGACACAGGCAGGACAGCACAUCUCAUUAAGAAAGCAGAGGAAAUGAAGUCUGGUUUGAAAGACCUGAAAUUCUUUUUGACAGAUGAGAAACCAAAGAUCAAAGAUGAUGACAAACAGGGAGAUAUUACAACAUCCAGCAAUGUUUCAGGCCUUGUAAUCAAGGCUCACAGUGAAACCACUGGUCCCACCUUGGAGUGGGAUAACUACGACCUACGAGAAGAGGCUUUAGAUGAUACUGCUGACUUAUCAGGCUAUGCCUCUCCCAUCGCUAGUAGCCCCUUGAGAAAGAACCUGUUUCGCUUUGGAGAAUCCACUAGUGGGUUCAGCUUCAGCUUCCAACCUGGCAUCAGCCCAUCUAAGUCUCCUGCUAAGCCUAACCAGAGCAGAACGUCAGUUGGUACUGAUGAUGAGCAGGAUGUAACCCAGGAUGAGGAGAGGGAUGGCCAGUACUUUGAGCCUGUAGUCCCUUUGCCUGAUCUGGUGGAGAUUUCAACAGGAGAGGAAAAUGAGCAGGUAGUCUUCAGUCACAGGGCCAAACUGUAUCGCUAUGAUAAGGAGCUGGGUCAGUGGAAGGAAAGGGGAAUUGGGGACCUCAAGAUCUUGCAGAAUUAUACCACCAAACAAGUGAGGUUGAUAAUGAGGAGAGACCAGGUACUUAAGAUCUGUGCCAACCACUGGAUAUCAGCAGCCAUGAAGCUGGAGCCUAUGAAAGGAGCUGAGAAGGCCUGGGUUUGGAGUGCCAUGGACUUUGCUGAAGAAAGAGAGGGUAAUAUUGAGCAGUUGGCUGUGAGAUUCAAGCUGCAGGAUACUGCAAACGCAUUCAAACAAGUCUUUGAAGAUGCCAAGGUCGCUCAAGAAAAAGAGGAACUUCUGACUCCAGUGACCUCGGUAGUUCCAACAUCUCCAGACCCUGCAGCCGCAGGAUCUGCAAAGACUGCAACGGCUGUAUGUGGGAAGGCAGCCAUUGCUGUUCUAGAGGAGACCACAAAAGAACGUACAGAGCUUUUCCCCGACAUUAAGCCAUGUUCACCCAGGUCUCCCGGUCCAGGCAUCUCCUCAAAGACGGUGGUGUCUCCUCCUAAGUUUGUCUUUGGCACUGAUAGCCUUCAGAAGAUUUUUGGCUCUCCGAAAUCUCCCUCUGAGGGUGAGGAAUCUGCAUCUGGUUUGAAAGCCAAAGAUGCUGGACGACCAACAAAUGCAUCACCUGCAUUCAAAAUCCCAGAGAAAGGGCCCUCACAGGCAGAAGAAGGUGGUGCAGUGUCGGAUGAGGACUCAGAAGUGGAGAUUGUGUAUGUCAGGGAGCCCACUGCUGAACAGGCCGCUUUAGCCAGGAAGCUCCUGCUGCCCCUCACCUUCUUCUGCUACCAGAAUGAACCAGGAUACAUCAGUGAUGAUCAAACUGACGACGAGGAUUAUGAGUCAGCAGUGAAAGCCUUGAAUGGAAAGCUUUACCCGGAUGCUCCUGAGCAAGGGGCUUCAGCGUGUAGCAAUGCCCUUAUAUUGUGUGUGCUGCCUUCAGAGCCAGACUGCCAGGUGGUGUGGGAGAAGAAGCCGACGCCGCAGGAAGAGGAGAAGGCCAAAAGCCUCUUGCUUCCACCCACUUUCUUCUGCGGCCUGAGCACCACAGACAGUGAUACAGACCACGACAAGACUGAGGACUUCGAGACAGAAGUCCGCAAGGCACAGCAAGACCUGGAUGCCCAGUUAAAUGAAGGAGCAAAAGCCUCCAGCAGCUCUGCAGUUGCCCCAGAAGAGCAGACACCAGCUCCGUCAUCCAGCAGUUCAGACACUGCAGGCAACACAUCUACACCACAGGAGCCGACCUCAGAGCAGCCAGUGGAGACUAGUAGUCAAGCUCCCAGCAGCAGCAGCAGCAGCUGUCCCAUCGACCUAUCAACAAAGAAGAGCUCAGAGCCGGAGUCCAACACUGAGGCAACAGCUUCUACCACUUCUUCUAAAACUGGUCAAGACUUCUCCACCUUUGGCUUCAACGAUGUUAGUGGCUUCUCAUUUGCUGACUUGGCCCAAACCACAGAAGGUUAUGCAUUCGGAUCUCAAGACACCAACUUCACGUGGGCAAAUGCUGGAGCUUCAGUGUUUGGGUGUGCAGUGCCCUCAGCACCAAAAAAUACUGGCGAGGAGGAGGGCACUGAUGAUGAGGCUUCAAGCAAUGUGGACAUUCAUUUUGAACCAAUAGUGUCUCUACCAGAGGUGGAGACAAAGUCUGGAGAGGAGGACGAGGAAAUCCUGUUUAAGGAGCGUACCAAGCUGUACCGAUGGGACCGGGACCUUGGUCAGUGGAAAGAGCGCGGAAUAGGUGACAUCAAGAUCCUCUAUCACCCGUCCAAACAUUUCUACCGAAUCCUGAUGCGACGAGAGCAAGUGCUGAGGGUUUGUGCAAACCACCACAUCACUCAGGCGAUGGAGCUCAAACCUAUGAACGCCUCAGCUAACUCGCUGCUAUGGACCGCUACCGACUACUCAGAUGGCGAUGGUGCAGUGGAGCAACUGGCAGCCAAGUUCAAAACCCCUGAGAUAGCCGAAGCUUUCAAGAAGACAUUCUGUGAGUGUCAGAGCCGAAUAGGCCUGAGCAGCGACGAUGCCUCGUCUGUCCUUUCGCCACAGAUGUCUAGAAUUCAAGAGCACUCCAGAGACAGUAACCCACAGGUGUUCCUCAAAGUGUCAGCCGACAACCAAACACUGGGCACCAUCACCAUAGAGCUUUUCUCCCAUAUUGUGCCCAAGACAGCAGAAAACUUCAAGGCUCUCUGUACCGGGGAGAAAGGCAUCGGACUGCGGGACUCCAUCUUCCACAGAAUCAUACCGGACUUCAUGUGUCAGGGUGGUGACAUCACAAACAGUGACGGCACAGGAGGCAUGUCCAUCUACGGCAGCAAGUUUGAGGAUGAGAACUUCGACGUUCGGCAUACGGGCCCAGGUAUCCUGUCGAUGGCAAACCGCGGGCGAGACACCAACAACUCCCAGUUCUUCAUCACCCUGAAGAAAGCUGAACACCUGGACUUCAAACACGUGGCUUUUGGUUGGGUGCGGGAAGGCAUGGACGUGGUGCAGCAGAUGGGAGGGCUGGGCACGAAGGGAGGCGUGCCCACAAAGAAGUUGGUCAUCACAGACUGUGGACAGCUGUAGUUUUUUAAUGUUCAGUUCAGGUCAGAAAGUCGAUACAGGACUUUGGAAAAUGAUGUGUUCCCUCUGUGGUUCUUUCUCUCCUGCUAAAACUCAAUCCAUGCUCAUCACAGGACGACUGGUCAAAACCUGACUCCAGUGGCCCUGAACUAAAAAUGAUAUUGCUUUAGAAAUUAUUUAAACAAAAAUAAUUUCUAUUAACAUGGUGUUGUACUAUGUGGGAGCAGAAUUGUAUAUUGUUUCUGUGUUGCACUUGCAUCUUUGUCAUCAUCUGUCAAUAAAUACUCCAUAAUUUGUUUA